AUGGUACCAGACAUAAGCGAAAAGAAUAUUAGCGGACAGAAGUAUCUGUCAGUAAUAAAAAAAUCAAUAGGCAAGCUGAUAUGCACUCCAGAGGAAAGAGACUGCCAUAAUGUGUUUAUGGAUGGGUACAACGCAGUGUACAGGUACUGCACUGAAAACACAAAAGACAAAUACAUCAUUGAGGGUGCCGAGGUAUACACAAUAUACGACCAGGCUCUGAUAAAGCAUCUGAAGAGACUUCCAGAAGACUAUACGCUUGAGACAUUCGUCCGGUUUAUAGAUGGGUACAUUCGGGCAAAUGAAAGGAUAUGCAAGAUGCUGUCCUUUUUAAGCAGAUACUUUGUGCGGGUUAACCUGGAGAUAUCCAAUGCGAACGUAGUGGCUCUGAAGGAUCUGUAUUAUCAAAGGCUAUUUUCAAUCCUUAUAAGCGGGAAGGAGGGCAGGCUCCACCCAAUGUUUGUGGAUGGGCUUAAGGAAUAUCUGGAAAUAAAGGCGCAAAGGCCUCUGGAUAAAGAUGCAUGCUGUAGAAAGCUAAAGAUUCUUCGGGUCAUGCUCAAGGUCAAUAUAAAGAUAUGCAAAGUGUCAAAUCAGAAAAAGUCCCUGAAAAAGCUUCUUAACUCAAUUGCAAAGUUUGUGGCUUCUCCGCGGAAAAAAGAGAGCGAGCAGGACCAGAUAUCCUUUAUAUACUAUAAGAUAGCAGCUGCAGACGGUCUAUUCAAAAAAAAGGAAAAAAACAAAAAGAUUCUCUACCGCAUGGUGGAGGAGAAGAUAGAUGACCAGGUUCUGAAGAAUUUCAUUGAAGGGUUUGUCUCAAAAAUCAUGAGAACCGGAAUAAACAAGAAGACACACGCAGAGAUUGCGCCUUUCUACUCAUUCGUUGAUAACUCUGUGAAAAGCAGGAGCAUUUUUGUGAAUACUGCAAUUCUAAUGAGCAUAAAGAUUAUUGAGAAAAUAUCAGACUGCAGCUCAUUUCUUAAGUUCUGUAUAUUCAUGGAGAAGCACUUCAGCUGCAUGCCGCGCACCUCAAAAAGUGUCAAGAAGGUGUUUGAGCUUGUGCUGAGAAGAAAGCUUGAGAGUCUUCUUGUAGAGAGCCCAGACACUCUUGAGUUUGGAAAUCAGCUGCUUGAGGAGGUCAACAUGUAUAUGAAGCAGAAGAAGCAGCCAAUAAUAGAGCUGUCUCUUAUUAUUGCAAAUGUGCCAGCACACAAAAAUGCCUUCUGGACGCAGUUUUUAGCAGGAGUGAAGAACAGACUAAUUCUGGGCAGUCCUGCAGUCGCAGAGAAGAAGCUUAUAAACAUUAUAACUCGAAGGCUUGAGAACUACAAGGAGCCAAAGCUAUGGAAUAAUCUGAAAGUGCAUAAAUCAGUUGUUGACUACAUUGACAUAGAAACACUCUACAAGACAGAAGAGUACUACGACACAAGCAACUUUGAGGAGAUCCUGAUGUGCAUAAAGGACAUUGAGAUAAGCGAGGUGUACUUUAGAAGCCACAAGCCUAAGAUGCAGUCAGACUGCUUCUUGCUUGCCUGCAUUAGGUGGAGCUAUCCUGCAAUACACAUGCGCAUUCCUGCUGAACUCGAGGAUAUUUGGGAGUCUGUCAAAGAGUACUGCACAGAAAAAGGAAGAAAGUUUAUCCUUCGUCUCUGCCCUACAGUCUCCUCAGUUACUCUGGAGGUGAACGGUGUAGAGGUAGAGUGUGACAUGGUCCAGGGAUCAAUACUUAUACUCUUGGCACGUGGAGGAAUUAGUACUCUAGAGGAACUAACAUCUGCAAUAAUGCUGGAUAUAACUGAAAAGACACAGGCUAUAGUAAAAAACAAAGUGCAGUCGCUGGUUGAUUCCUCAAUCAUUAGAGAAAGUGAUGGAAAGUAUGAAAUACACCUGCAAGUAUCAGAGGAAACAAAGCACAUAAACAUUUUUGUGCCUGAUAUUAAAGAUACACUGAAGGACACCGAAACAGCGCACUCCGCCUACUCAAAAAGUGCAGUUGAAGCAUACAUAGUGAAAACCCUGAAGACAGAAACAGGACUGGAAUCUUCCAACCUCAAGCAAAUAGUCAUGAAAAGAUUCCCGUUGGAAGAGGAAGAACUCGAUGCGUACAUCAUGGCUCUCCAGGAGAAAGGGCUUGUGUCUCUCUCAGCAGACACUCUUUAUUUUGUACCGUAA
Messenger RNA from Nematocida ausubeli, 2166 nucleotides. RefSeq lists its product as uncharacterized. The coding region runs from base 1 to 2166 and encodes 721 amino acids. The transcript has a single exon. The record is from RefSeq and is a predicted model, not a curated record. NCBI's taxonomy places the organism in Eukaryota, Fungi, Microsporidia.